AGGCUUAGCAUUGGAGUUGUCGGUUUGGCCAGGCAUCACCAAUCUCCUUUAGCUUCUCUAACACAUCGUACAACAAAUGAGAUAAAAUGUCUGGAUUAAUGAUGUAAGGACUCCAUUGGCUCCAUACAAGAUUAAGAGUACGCAACAGUCGCUAUAUAUGUUAAGCACACAUUUAUAUAUAUAGAGGAAGGAAUGUGUACACAUAUGAUGAUCUCUCCUAACAAAACCAACAAAUCUCUGUCUAAAUUAUGGCAAAGUUGUGUCUGAAGAAGGCAGUGCUAAUAAGUGUAUAUGAGGAGAAACCAACGAAGACAAAGGACCACCGCCACAAGCAUCACCACCAUCACCAUUACGUCUAUCAUAGCAUCCAACAAGACAAGGGUGGUGAUCAGCCUACUGGUAAAGGAUACAAUAGAAGAGCUGAGCUUCUUCUCUACUCUCAACGCCUCAGGCUGUCUGUUCGUCCUGCAGAAUCCUCUCACCUAUUGGAUCCAAAGCCAGUCUCUUCCAACAUCCAGCAACCUGCAGUCAAGGCUGUUGCUGUCCAAAGAAAACCAAAAGAUAAAAGGACUCCACACUGUCUAGGCAACUGGAAAAUCUUGAGUCUCAAGUUCUGCAGAUCUAUGACAAGUGUCCAAGCCAAGAAAGAAAAGAGGAAAAAGAAGCAAACUGGUCCUAAAAGCAAUGCCAUGAAAGGUGUCAUGAAAAGCCCAGAGGUGCAAAAGAAGAGGGGUUUCAUUACAAAAUUGCUUUCAAUGCUGCAGAAGCAUAGGUAAAGCUUCAAUAUAGGGUUUCAUUGAGAGGAUUUUGACAUCCAUGAAAGGAAAUGCUGAUUCUGGAAAAUGAUGCAUUUAUAAUAAUGGGAGAAGUAAAAUAUAUAUAUAUAUAUAUAUUUCAGUUUCAGAGUCUGUAAUUCAAUUUUAUAUUAAAAUAGUAUCUCGUGAUAUCAUGUCAUUAGCAAAUAAAGACAAUUUCUAGAUGCAUUUUAAGUAUUCAAAUUAAAAUCAUGAAAUGUGAUUACUAGCAGAUUCUUUUUUCA
Manihot esculenta (cassava) is the source of this 1039-nucleotide messenger RNA. RefSeq lists its product as uncharacterized. The transcript has 4 exons. The record is from RefSeq and is a predicted model, not a curated record. Bases 249 to 776 code for a protein of 175 amino acids. Lineage: Eukaryota; Viridiplantae; Streptophyta; Magnoliopsida; Malpighiales; Euphorbiaceae.